AUGACAACGAACACGGUUGAAAUAGCUGAUACAUAUUCUCUGCCUUCAAAGGAAUUUUGCCCGCCACCAAAUGCAAAACGAUCUAAAAUGGAUGUUGAAGCAGAUGACGAUAAACGAAUCGAUGCCAUUGUCAAUGUGUUAGGCGAAAUGCUUAUAGAAGUAAAGCAGUCUAUUUUAGAAAAGACAGAAUCCUAUACUCCUUCAGCAGCAGUAACAUUCGUACUGAGAAGGAUGGAUGUGAAUACACACGACCUGUUAUCUGAUGAGAUUUAUUCUCUAAUGACUGGAUUCAUGACAGUCUAUCUUUGUUUCAUACAACUUGUCUUACAGCAAGAUUUCCAUCACUUUAUGAAAUUAUUCUCAAAGCACGAUUCUUUUCUUACAACUGAGGACAACCAACCUUUUUUAUGGUACUAUACGCUCCAUAAUGACGCUUUAAUUCCCCUGUUGCAUCAAAAACUCCAUCAAAAGAUACAACUGCUUACUUCCGACUUCGUCUUAACUCGUAUUGACAGUAUCUUUUCCAAGUUUUAUACCCUUCAUUUUUUAGAAACAUCAGCACGUCAACAUCAGAAAGAUCAUGGACAAUUUUAUACACCUCAGUCUGUCAUUGAUUUUAUGUGGAAUCGAUGUGCUUCACUUCCUCGACUCAUAGAAUACCUACUCCUUAACAACAACGACAACAAUAGCAACUCACCACUUUACAUACCGCGUAUAUUUGAUCCAUGUUUAGGUAUCGGUUCUUUUGUAUGUGAAUAUCUUACACGCAUCAUUAAAGCAUGCCAAUUCACCUCAGCAUGGAACGAUCCUUAUCGCUUAAGCUUACUUUUAACACAACAGAUACCCAGUGCUAUUUGGGGAAUUGAAAUUGAUCCAUUCGCUUUUCAACUAUCGAAAAUGAAUUUAAUGGUACACUUUUUUCCUCUGUAUCAAAGAUUGAAAGAAUUAAGAGUUCAGCUGGCGCCAGCAUCUAUAGAACGAUUACGGCUUUUUUGCAAUGAUACACUCAAGUUAAAAUUAGAGUCCAAUCCUUUUUGGAUGACGGCUGAUCGACAACUCGCACUCAGCGAAAAUAAUAACAGUGGUGGCACUGUGGCUAAAGAAGAUUCUUUUGAACAGUCUUCACUAGCAUCGCUGCGAGAUUCAUCAAGUUUAAAGUUCGAUUUCAUCGUUACUAACCCACCAUAUAUGAUUAGAAAAACAGGAUUCAUAGCUCAACCUGAUCCAGAGCUAUACGAUGAGAGUAGAUUAGGAGGCAGAGGGACACAGGCUUACCUUUACUUCAUUUGGAUUGCACUCCAAAGAUGUGAUGAUACACGAGGCCAGAUUUGUAUGAUUACACCUAGUCAAUGGACUGUUUUAGAGUUUGCUCGGAACUUACGGGAAUGGAUGUGGGAGCAUUGUCGAUUAUUAGACAUGUACGAGCUUGAGCCUUAUAAAGUCUGGCCUAAAGUACAAACCGACUCUUUAAUUUUCAGGGUUUGUAAACGCUCGAAUAUUUUACCGUUUACGGAUCACACACUUUACUUGCGGCAUAUGUCACGAAAAAUCUCCCUGAUGGGACUUCUACAGCAAUACGAGAAUUUUAAUCCGUCUUGCCCAGUACCUGGUAUCCUUUACAAAUACACACCGCAUUCAUCUUACCAGCACACACAUUAUUCCUUUGUACCGACAUCAGCUUCAUCAUCAAACCCAUCAUUAUUCUCCAAGAAUAUCUCCUUUGCCUUCAUGAUGCCUUCCGCUUCUUGUUUAGAAGAACUCGAAAGAAUAACGCGGCAUUUACCACGCUUAUGUGAUGAAGAACCCAAAAAAGUAUCAGUUUCAUCGAGGGAUAACAACAUACCACCUUUAGUAUGGAACAGAGGGCCCAACACAAAUCCUGUCUAUUCGCUUGUCGUUCGAACAAGUUGGGCAAAACAAAUAUUUGGUUUAGAAACAUGUAAUCGCUGGCUAAAGCCAUGUUUUUACUGGAACGGCAAAUCGAUUUUGUCCGCCACAGGCGGUGGUAAAGAAGGUGAAUUUUGGAAAACACGAGAUCCACUACGCUUGAUAAAAAAAGAGACGUCGGCAGCUGAAGCAUAUUGGCCGUACUGCAUGUUGGACACAGACAAACCUGCAGAACCCUUCUAUUCUUUAAUUAUGGUGAAUAAGGACGACGCUGCUAUAUUAAAGGCAGAAUAUGAACAGUUUGGUCGAGAAAAGUCCUCUAUCGCGCCUCUUUACCAUUAUCUGCAGGAUGCUCGUGUGGCGUUACAACCUAACCAAACGGAUAAGGACAUUGCUCACUGUCAGUAUAACAAAUGUGGAAUUGAUGUGCCUACCAAGAUUAUUCACCCAAUUAAUUGCGGAUACUUUACACGGUCUCAACCGCGAUCUCGGUUCUUUGUGGAUAAGACGAAAGCAGCAGUAACAAAUCAAUGCAUUUAUUUCACUAUCAAAGCCAACUCUAUCUGGCAGGAUCCAGAUUUCUUUUGCGCACUACUGAAUAGCACUCUCAUUCAAUUCUUUCUCAAAAUUCAUUGUUGUUAUGACCAGCAAGGACGGAUGAGGUUUUUUGGCCGCUCCAUGGCUGCUAUCCCCUUUGCUCCGCCGCCACUCUCAGCAACAGGCAUUGUGCACUAUAUGGCUUUAUUUGCUCAAGGCAUAACAGCAGCUCGUACUUGGAUAUAUACCCUUGUUCGCCAUACAACGCCCACUUCUUUCCAGACAAGGUUAAUGGAGCGUGUUCGAAAUUAUGAAUGGCGUCAAUUGACACCCGAAGAACGACAAAUGGUACGAAAUCAAUUUCGACCGCCAGGUGAUUAUUGGCUUGUUCAGCCUGAUGUUAGUUUAUCGACCUUUUCUUAUCCCCCUCCACUCAACUGGAUCUAUAUGUUUGCUGUGCAAUACAUCUACCAGAACUGCAAUGGGUAUAAUGGAGGUGAUAAUAAUGGAUAUGAUCUGGAUAUCGCAUUUGUUACGUUGAUCAAAGUAACCUCCCUCUUCCAAUACGCUCUGGAUCAAUUGACGUAUUAUUUGUAUCAGAUACCAGAAUUCCUUCAGUACGAAAUAGAAAAGGAGUUGAAGUUGACGAAUUUACGGAAAGAUUGGCGCGAUGAGGGCCAUCGGCAGCAGUACUCUAUAUUACAACAAGAUUUGAGAAUCGUAAACGAUAUAGAUGGCUGGUGCAAAGGAGUAAUGGAUCUGGGUAUCUCUUUUACACAAAACAAAGAAUAA
Mycotypha africana is the source of this 3216-nucleotide messenger RNA. Its product is annotated as S-adenosyl-L-methionine-dependent methyltransferase. Gene Ontology annotation, molecular function: DNA binding; N-methyltransferase activity. The coding region runs from base 1 to 3216 and encodes 1071 amino acids. The transcript is spliced from 3 exons. The record is from RefSeq and is a predicted model, not a curated record. Lineage: Eukaryota; Fungi; Mucoromycota; Mucoromycetes; Mucorales; Mycotyphaceae.